CAUGAGUCAAAAUAACUUUUACUCCCUCUGAGAUCUCUAUUAUUGCCAUUUGCUCAUCAUUUUAACAGUGAGCUUGGCCUUUUAUGGAGUUUCGUAGGCGUUACCAAAUGCAAAUUGGCGAGUAGGAAGAAAACCAGUGUUUCUGAAAGUGAAAUAUUGACUCGUCAUGAGGCUUAAGCUUACCGUAUCGUACGAGCCUAUAUGCCACAAUGUACUGGGAUGCCGGAGUUCCUGUCCUUCUGGAUUGAUCAUUCAUCUACAUCACUACUCCAUCUCUUUAAAUGGUGCACAGAUACCCAUUGAUAAUCUUAAAGGUUACAACUGGCUGUUAAAGGUUACAACUGGCUUCAACAAAAGAAACAAUAACUUCUAAAUCAUCACUUUCCUUUUAUUUAACACAUGAAUGUUAUAUAUAACAUUUUUUCAUAGUAAUAUUAUCUUAUAGUAUUAUUCUAAAAUUUUAGACAGAAUAUUUGUAUUUCUUUUUCAAACAAUGGCCUUAAAACGCCAGCGUAGUCGGCAGAACAAACAAGACGACCAAGAUUUCUUUGGAAAUCUCACAAUUGGUCAGUCUGGGCCUGCCCCUAUACACUAUAUAAGAAAUAUGAGAAAGCGAAACUUUAUUUAGCAGAUGUGGGCAUACUCUAUACAGAUUUGAAAUCAUCACGACCAGCUAUAGUUAAACACAACGCUCAAGAGCAGCACGACCUUCCAAGGUAAUUGAGUCUUUUUAUUUUUUCCACAAUAUCAAUAUUGAACGAAAGGAACAUAUAAUUAUACAUAUAAUUCACAAGUACACUUUCUGAGUAAAAGGUUGCUAAAAUCUUGAACAAUGUAUUCUCAGUAGAUGUGAUUUACUUCAAACGGUCACAUAUUGAUUGUUUUUCUUUUUAUUUCGCCUAUGUAGCCUUCCCAUUACACAGAAAUGGGAAAUCGACAAUCCACUCCAUCUCCUUCCUCACAAGAUCUGUUUUUGCCAGUUCCUGAACCAACCGUGCUCCCGGAGCCUUGGAGAAAAAUGGACUGUGAAAGAGAGGAAAUACUGCACGAAGUGAAAGAAUUCAAGCCCAGCACCGAGGUCCUCAGAAUUGUGCUGUAUGGACCGACUGGAGUUGGGAAAUCAUCCUUCAUCAACUCAGUCCAGAGGGUCCUCUCAGGCCGGAACGCCAUGAUUGCUCUGGAAAACUCCACACUUACAGGAAAAAGCUUCACAAAAAAAAUGAACAUACACAAGCUGAAGAAGGGCCGAGGUGAGCGUUAUCCUCUGGAGAUCGUUGACAUCAUGGGGAUUGAAUCGACAGAUGGAGGAAUAAAACAUGAAGACAUCAUCAAGGCAUUUUUGGGACACAUUUCAGAUGAGUACAUCUUUAAUCCUGGGGCAGCCAUAACCGAUCACGACCCAAAAUACAAAAAGAACCCAACUUUGCGUGAUAAGGUUCACUGUCUGGUGUGCAUUCUGUCUGCGGACUCUGUUUCAAGAAUGGACGGCAAGGUCUUUGAUGAAUUGAGGCUCGUUCGAGAGAGUGCUAGCCUGUUGGGAAUCCCUCAAGUCAUCGUCAUGACCAAGGUGGAUAAAGCCUGUGAGACGGUUAGCCAGGAUUUAAAUGAAAUAUACUACAGCAAGAAGAUCAAAGAGAAGGUGGAUAAAUGCAAUGAUAACAUGGGCAUCCCAUUAAACGCCAUCUACCCUGUGAAGAACUACUCUGAAUCCAUCACCCAAGAUCUAGUAAUCGACAUGCUCCUCCUCACGGCAUUGAGAGAUAUUCUAAAUUUUGCCAAUGACUAUGUGGAAUGUGAGAUGGAAAAAGAUGAGUAG
Ictalurus furcatus (blue catfish) is the source of this 1816-nucleotide messenger RNA. Its product is annotated as interferon-induced protein 44-like. The record is from RefSeq and is a predicted model, not a curated record. Bases 926 to 1816 code for a protein of 296 amino acids. Gene Ontology annotation, molecular function: GTP binding. The transcript is spliced from 8 exons. Lineage: Eukaryota; Metazoa; Chordata; Actinopteri; Siluriformes; Ictaluridae.